AUGCAGAGUACCUCCACCAGCCGUAGUGCGGUGACAAAUAGCGGGAAACCAAGGCCAAUGGUGAAACCGGGCCAAGCUCUCGCAAAAACGAAGGAAAGUGGCGGUGGGGCUGCUCAAAGGAGUCCACCCCGGGAAACUCCUGGCACCAGUGGACGCCAACCUGGCAUGCAGAUUGCAGCCGGGGAUAAGGCUGAAUCUGGGGCGCAGGCCCCGGGCGGUCCUCCCGCGACACCCACGGCCUUCACGAGGCCUGACCAGAGGCCAGAACCAGCUGCAGCGGGCUAUCGGCAGAGGAAGCUGGCUGCUCGAAUCCUGCAAAGGUUCACCGCAACGCCUGACCUGUGUAGCAAGGCGAAAGAAGAGCAUGUGAAGGAGAUCCUCACAGAAAUCGACUGGGCAAAGGUAGUCCUGCCCGACUACCGCAAGCCGGAGGAGAAGCAGCCGCAGGCGCCCUCCAGUAAGCGCAAUAGAUCGGGGGAAAAUACGCCCAACCAAUACGCAAAGAGGGUCAGAACGCAGGGGCCUUCUUUUGCUGAAGUAGCCAAGGAGCAGAUCCUGCUCGGCGUCAUCGAUGAGAGCAAUGAAGACAGCCUCACCCUGAGGCAGCAAUGGAAGUGGGUUAAGGCCGCGAUGGCCGACAUUGCUAUCAACAUUAUGUUGGAGAAUCCGGGACCUCCGCCAACCUGCAAGGGAGCGGGGUGGUUCCAAAAUAACAUCCGCGUUAUAGCAUGCGAGGAUGCUAGAUCAGCGGAGAUCUACAAGAAAACAGUCGCAGGUAUUGGAGAAGUCUACCCUGGUGCGAAGCUCAGGGCGGUCGACUUCAAGGACCUACCGGUGCGACCGAGAGCGAGAGCAUGGUUGCCUUGCAGGCCAGCGGAGCCAGAAAGGAUCCUCCAAACCAUAAGGCUCUAUAACCCGGAGCUACCCACCGAUAAUUGGAAGGUGGUCAAAAUCAACGAAAGCGGUAAAGCGACGAUGCAGGUCGUCCUGCUUCUAAAUAAGGACUCCAUAGAGUUGUUGGAGCAAAAGAGCGGGGUCAUACGUUACGGCUGUGACAUGGCCAAAAUUAAGGUCUACAGCAACGACGUAAACGCAGCGAAGAACCUGAUCGCGGAGGCAGAGCCGGAAGAGGCCAACAGCGACGUGGAGAUGGAGGAAGAAUCCGAGCAGGUUGAUCCGACCGGGGGUUAUGCCUCAUCGACGUCUUCGCUGGGGGUCGGACUCAUGCUUCGGCUUUAUACGGAGGAGGAGUUGAUCGAGAUGUCGGAAGACGCGGUCAACUCCACCCUAAUAGGCGACGUGGGCGAUAACGGCCAAGAUGGUGAAGGUACUGCAGAUUAACCUUCACCACUGUAAAGCAGCUUCAGCUGCACUGCUGCUCCAUCUAACAGCUAAAGGGGCAGCCGACAUCGUCCUAAUCCAAGAACCUUGGGUGGUGGGACAAAACAUUUGUGGGCUGAAAGCGCCGGGCUACAGACUGCGACGAGGGCACAACAGCGGUCAGUCUAAGUGCAAACGGACGACCAAUUAAGAUGGCAUCCAUGUACCUAGCGCAUGACAAGGAGGCGCCAACUACCUGCAUUAAAGACCUAGUGGCCAGCACGAGAGAGGCGCUAAUUUUGGGAGGUGACGCGAAUGCCCACCAUCACACCUGGGGCAGCUCCGAUGAUAACGAGC
Molecule: messenger RNA, 1677 nt
Organism: Rhagoletis pomonella (apple maggot)
Lineage: Eukaryota; Metazoa; Arthropoda; Insecta; Diptera; Tephritidae
Exons: 2
Coding region: 1-1341 (446 amino acids)
Source: RefSeq, a predicted model, not a curated record